CCUGCGCACGGGGCCGGGGUCCCGCGCAGAGCCCCACCCCCCACCGAAUCGCCCUCCCAAGGAUGCCAAGCCUCCCCUCGGCACGUGCGGAAGACGCGCCCCCUCCUGGGAGGGAGCCCGUGGAACACAAUCCGGUCCCAGAACCGGGGACUGGAGAGCCGUCCGAGGCAGGCGGGGCGGGGCAGGCCCUCGGCCUCGCCCCGACCGGAGCCGACAGCCUGCGCUCCCGCCCCGCGCCGCCGGGGGCCGCUGUGGCGCUGCUGCUCCGCUCCGCGGCCUGGGGCUGGACGGAAGCGGCGUUCUGGCCUGCGCCUUAUAGGCCUUCCUUGUGUUUCCUGUUUCCUCUUUCACCGGGGACCCGCCGACAUGGGCCGCGUCCGCACCAAAACCGUGAAGAAGGCGGCCCGGGUCAUCAUUGAGAAGUACUACACGCGCCUGGGCAACGACUUCCACACCAACAAGCGCGUGUGCGAGGAGAUCGCCAUCAUCCCCAGCAAGAAGCUCCGCAACAAGAUCGCGGGCUAUGUCACACAUCUGAUGAAGCGGAUCCAGAGGGGCCCCGUGAGGGGCAUCUCCAUCAAGCUGCAGGAGGAGGAGAGAGAGCGGAGAGACAACUACGUGCCCGAGGUCUCGGCCCUGGACCAGGAGAUCAUUGAGGUGGACCCUGACACUAAGGAAAUGCUCAAGCUCCUGGACUUCGGCAGUCUGUCCAACCUGCAGGUCACUCAGCCUACUGUUGGGAUGAAUUUCAAAACACCACGUGGAGCCGUUUGAGUCUUCCGGCUGUGCUCUUUUCAAUAAACCUUGGACACCCUU
This is a messenger RNA of Manis pentadactyla (Chinese pangolin), 816 nucleotides long. RefSeq names its product ribosomal protein S17 (gene RPS17). The coding region runs from base 367 to 774 and encodes 135 amino acids. The transcript has 5 exons. Lineage: Eukaryota; Metazoa; Chordata; Mammalia; Pholidota; Manidae. Gene Ontology annotation, biological process: translation. The record is from RefSeq and is a predicted model, not a curated record. Gene Ontology annotation, cellular component: ribosome. Gene Ontology annotation, molecular function: structural constituent of ribosome.